CUUCGUCAUAGUAGUGCAAAGCAAAAUGCCAAGCCCCCAAGCCCCCGCCCCAAGCCAGCCCCUGUCCAUCCGGCUGCUGUACGGGUCUGCUUUAGGUGUCCAGUCGCUGGACUGUUUUGCCUUCUACACAGUCUCGCCACUUCUUUUCCCAGUUCAAUCUGAUUUCGCCCACCCGGCAACCCGGUUCUUCCUCCGUCAGAACGCAACCCUGCUCCUCCCGUUUAUUUUGAACUGCUGGUUUCUACGGGACUACCACAUUCGACAUACCAGGGUAGGACGGGUCGUUGGCAAGACGUUUGCGUUGUUUCAUGCUUCCGCACUAGCUAUGUAUUCCUGGAGUCGGUGGGUGGGAGGGGAGUAUGCGGUUGAGCCGUUUUGGUUGAUUGCGGGUCUACAUGGGGGGUGGGCGUUGUGGGCUAUUUGGGGACUUGUUUCUGCUUAGACCUAUUGAUGCACUCUGUAUAUUAUAAUAAUCAACUCCUCUCAUAACUUCUUUGCUCGUUCCCUACCCAAUUCAGCCAAGGCCAAAGACAUAGAGUUAUUAACAGGACUAAGG
Molecule: messenger RNA, 556 nt
Organism: Aspergillus versicolor CBS 583.65
Lineage: Eukaryota; Fungi; Ascomycota; Eurotiomycetes; Eurotiales; Aspergillaceae
Exons: 2
Coding region: 26-442 (138 amino acids)
Source: RefSeq, a predicted model, not a curated record